AUGACUUCUAGUAAGCCCUGCGAAAAGGCGAACUGUAGGGUAGCACGGGCACCGCUUUUCUAUAGGGCACAUGUCUACAAUCCAUAUGUCAAAAAUAUCCUUAUUGGAGGUGGUCUGAUGGUAUUGGGAGAGAUUUGUGCACAAUCUAUCAAGAUGGUUUAUGCUCCUUCAGAACCUACUGAGCAUAAAACCACUAGUUCUAGUGACACGGAUGUUGGUAUGGAGGCAAAAAAAGUGAGAAAGUCCUGGGUGGAGAUCGUCCGCAGUUAUGAUCCAAAGAUGAUUGCUAGACAAGGUGCUAUCGGUUCAUUUCAAGGGUUGUAUCAAUACAUUUACUACAGCUGGUUGGAUAAAGCGCUUAUCGGUGCUUCAUUGUCAGUAGUAGUGAAAAAAGUGUUAUUAGACGAAUUAUUUUUGGGUCCCAUAAGCUUGGUGAUAUUUUUUACAUAUAACGGCUUCUGUGAUACAUUUACAGCGACUGGUGCUAUUGAUCGGUGUUAUCAUUCAUUUAUUCCUGGUUAUCUAUCCGAUCUGGCUUUUUGGCCGCUUUUACAAACUAUCAAUUUCGCUUUUGUACCCACUGCUUAUCGUGUCUUAUAUGUGGCAUUUUUUACCAGUAUAUGGAAUACUUAUUUAUGCUUUUUCAAUGCUCGAAUGAGCGCCAACACUUCUCAACAUAAUGAAGACAAAGAGGAGAACAGUCAACUUCAGAAGAAGAUUAAAUAA
Molecule: messenger RNA, 726 nt
Organism: Trichobilharzia regenti
Lineage: Eukaryota; Metazoa; Platyhelminthes; Trematoda; Strigeidida; Schistosomatidae
Source: the annotation of a GenBank genome assembly